Molecule: messenger RNA, 2232 nt
Organism: Erythranthe guttata (spotted monkey flower)
Lineage: Eukaryota; Viridiplantae; Streptophyta; Magnoliopsida; Lamiales; Phrymaceae
Product: AT-hook motif nuclear-localized protein 2
Molecular function (GO): minor groove of adenine-thymine-rich DNA binding
Source: RefSeq, a predicted model, not a curated record
UGAAUUUAUCUUGUACAUUUUCAUAAGAUUGUCUUCAUAAAAGUUUAACUUUUUUAUGCAUGCAAUAUUUUAGACUAAAAGAAUGCGUUUAUUCAUCGUCACUUUGUAGAUGCCAAAUAGAAAAUCGUCUCUUUAUUUUUGUGGAAAUUAGUACAAUUCUUGUUGUACCUCGUUUUAUUAUUUAUAACUAUUAGCUGCCAUAAGUAAAAAUAACUAGUGCUGCAAUGAAUGUUAACAAACUGAUUUUCGUUAUGAUCUAUAUAUAUUCGUACACUAAACAAAUCAUUAGAUGCAUACCCUAAAGAAUUCUUACUAUAUAAUUAUCAUAUAUAUAAUAAUGAUUUUUUUUUAAUUGAUUAAUUGCUUCCUAUUGUAGAAUGCAUCGGUCACCAAUAAAUGCUGAUUGUUGGAUUUUAGCUAUAAGAUUUUUGAUACACGAUGCCCAAAUUUAUGAAUUUUCCGGAUUUAAAAGCAAUCAGAUUUCAAAUCUGAUGUAUGUUUCCAAUGAAGCAAAAGAAGGUCAAGGUCAAAAAGGAAAAUAAAAAUGGUAAUGAAGGAAAAAUAAUAUGUAAAAAGAAGUUUAUUAGAGAUUAAAUAAAUGGAGUUUUAUUCGACUUAUAAGAGAAGUACUUGUAAGGAUGCUGCAUGGGGUCUUGAAAUAGAAGAUGCCAAAUAUGUACAUAAACACGCGCGUAAUUGUUUAGUAUAUAGGGUUGAGGGUUUUGGAUUCGUAAAUAUAUAUGUAUGUACAUGUACAACUAUAUACGUACGAUAUGUAUAUGCGUAUACAUGCCUGAUUUAGCCAUCCAAAACUCUGUUUCACAUUAUUCUUGAAGAAUUUUGUCAAAAUUAAAAUGAAGCUUCAAUUAGAGUUCGUCUGCUUUUCAUCAUGUAAAACAUUUAAUUUUAUAUUAUUUGCCAACUUUUAUGUAUUUGUUAUUUUGUUUAUAAUUCAAGUAAUGUUUUAAAUGCUGUAGCUAGUCAUGGAAAUAAUUAAAAAACACACGAAAUUAUUUACGAAAUCCAUCUUUUCGGAUUUCGUAAUAACUAUCUCUUGACUUUCCUCCCAUUUCAGUCUAGAUUUUGCAAAACCAUUCAUCGAUUCUAUUCUCGUAUUUGCUAAAUCUAUAAUUAAUUUCUUAAUAUGUUGUCAACCAAGACAAGAACUUUAUCUAUUUAACCUCGUUUUCAUUUCGAUUAUUUCUCACCCUCUCAACAUCUUCAAGCCCUUGCAUCUACAAUUUUCUUUUUUCAUUUUGUCCGGAAUAUUUUCUAUAAAAUUUAAAAUGUCACAUGUACGUGGGAGUAAAAGAAAUCCAUCAGCAGAGGAGCGUCCCGUAAUUUUGGCACUUGAAUAUAGAAAAUUCGAUGCAUCGAGCUCCGUUCGUCGACCUUCUAUACCUCGACCGAGGAUUCCUAAACACCCCUUUACUUCGUUCGCUGCUCAGUUGUCGCCUUUCAUUGUUACUAUAAAGACUGGAGAGGACAUUGGAAAAAGGAUACGAGAUUUCUUUCAAGAGCGUAUCCACCCAAGGUGUGGCGCUUUGUCGGUCGAGGGAUGUAUAUACACUGUAUCAGGUGACAUAUCGAACCCGAGAAUCGAUAUAAAAGGCGUAGCAACGUAUUUUGAGGGUAAUUUUUCCAUAGCAACCCUCACAGGCCGUUUCGUAAUAUCAAAUAACGGACGUGUACAGCUGGACUAUUUGAAAGUCGGCUUUCAACCAGACGAUGUGCUCGUCUGCGGUACUACGAUUGGGCCUCUGAUAGCCGGCUGUGCUGUUCAGGUCACUCUGGGUUAUGCCAGGUUGGAUAAAGGAGAAACGAGCACCGCUCCUCUUCAGUCACCACAGUGCACCUCUGAGGGCUUUGCCGUAAAUGAAAAUGCCCUUGUAAUAAUUUGAAAUGUUACCGAGGGUUUUAGAUUGGUUGGCUAUCUACAUUAGUAGAUUGUGAUAGCAUUACAUGAUUUCGAUUUCGGGACUCGAAUUUGAGUAUUAGUUUUUCCAUAAUAUCGAAACCUUUUUUUUUUCCGUUUCACAUAAGCUGCAUAAGUGUAAAUUUUUGCCAGCAUUAGUGCAUGUUUCUUCGAACCUUAUUAUGUAAUGUGAUCUUUGCAUUAGAAAGACUAAUGAAUCAAAUAGUGAAAAUGGCUAUAUACUCUUUUGGAUGAUUAUCGGUCAUAUAUAAGGUUUUAUUCGACAUAUUUUAUGUCGACAUUUAUCAGUUUUAUCG